UUCUUUAGUAGUCGACUACAAUUUAUUUUUUGUACAUCCACUCACAAAGUGCAGAAAAAAAUUUGCUGGAACCAUGUUUCGUUUUCUCGUGGUGGCCGCGGCACUCUUCGUGUUGAUCGACGGCCAAAAUAUUCAGAGGAUUACAUUGCACAAGACGGAUUCUGUUCGACAAGAAUUGAAGAAAAUUGGUGUCGAUGUACAACAAGUUUUGGCCGAAAAUUUCACUGCAUCGGAAACUUUAACAAAUUAUAUGGACGCGCAGUACUACGGUAUUGUGAGUAUCGGAAAACCGCCGCAGGAAUUUAAAAUAUUAUUUGAUACUGGUUCGUCAAAUCUUUGGGUACCAUCAUCAAAAUGCAGCUUUUUUAAUUUAGCUUGUCGCACACAUAAUAAAUACGAUAGUAAGAAAUCCAGCACAUAUCAAGCAAAUGGUACUCCGUUUGCUAUUCGAUAUGGCACUGGUAGUUUGACUGGAUUUUUGUCUACUGAUACAGUAAAUGUUGCCGGUCUCACAGUUGUAAAUCAAACAUUCGGGGAAGGGAUCACUCAGCCGGGCGUAACGUUUCUUUUUGCAAAGUUUGACGGUAUCUUGGGUAUGGGCUAUCCCGAGAUAGCCGUCGAUGGAGUGGAGCCUGUCUUCAACAAAAUGAUAGACCAAAAGCUAGUGGCAGAACCUGUUUUCAGUUUCUAUCUGAAUCGAGACCCUAAAGCCGAGAAAGGUGGUGAAUUGAUAUUGGGUGGUGUUGAUUCCACUUAUUACACCGGUGAGCUCACUUACGUUCCUAUUAGUAAAAAAGGAUAUUGGCAAUUUACUAUGGAUGGGGUUAAUGUAAAUGGUGAGCACUUGUGCAAAAAUGGUUGCGAAGCUAUUGCUGAUACGGGUACCUCACUAAUAGUUGGACCAAAAUCGGAAAUCGACAAAAUUAACAAAUACAUUGGAGCUAAUAGGAGAGGAAUUGUGAACUGCGAUCAGAUAUCUAAGUUGUCUCCAAUUGAAUUUAUUCUGAACAAUAAAACGCUCCCACUUCAACCUAAAGAUUAUAUUCUUCAAAUUCAAGAAAAUGGUGCCACCACAUGUAUGAGCGGCUUCUCAUCUCUCUUAGGAUCCGAUUUAUGGAUUUUGGGCGAUGUAUUUAUUGGUCCUUAUUAUACUGUGUUUGAUUUUGGAAACAACCAAGUGGGAUUUGCUCCAUCAUUGACUACAAUUUUAUUCUUUGUACGUCCACUCACAAGGUAUAGAAAAAAAGACGCUGGAAACAUGUUUCGUUUUCUCGCAGUAGCCGCGGCACUCUUUGUGCUGAUCGACGGGCAAUCACAAAUCCAGAGGAUUAAGUUGCACAAGACAGAUUCUGUUCGAAAAAUUUUAAAGAGAGAAGGUAUCAACUUGCAACAAGUUUUGGCCAAAAAUAGUACUUCAACGGAACAUUUAACUAAUUAUCUAGAUGCACAGUACUAUGGUGAAAUCGGUAUCGGAACUCCACCGCAAACCUUUACAGUAAUAUUUGAUACUGGUUCCUCAAAUCUUUGGGUACCAUCAGUACACUGCGACCUUCUUAAUUUUGCUUGCUUAUUACAUAAUAAAUAUGAUAGUGCCAAAUCUAAAACAUAUGAAGCAAAUGGUAAACCCUUUGCUAUUCAGUAUGGCACUGGCAGUCUGACUGGAUUCUUAUCUACUGAUGUAGUAACUGUUGCCGGUCUCACAGUUCAAAAUCAAACAUUCGCAGAAGCGGUCAAAGAGCCGGGCUUAACGUUUGUUUUUGCAAAGUUUGACGGUAUCUUGGGUAUGGGAUAUGACACGAUAUCCGUCGAUGGAGUGACGCCUGUUUUCGACAAUAUGGUCCAACAAGGCCUAGUGCCAGAACCUGUUUUCAGCUUCUAUCUAAAUCGAAACUCUUCAUCUAAAGAUGGUGGUGAAUUGACAUUGGGUGGUAUCGAUCACAAUCGUUACGACGGUGAGCUCUUAUACGUUCCUGUUUCUAAAAAAGGAUAUUGGCAAUUUAACCUGGAUAAUAUCACAAUAGGAGAUAAUGUCUUGUCCUCGCAUGGCCAAGCUAUCGCUGACACGGGUACCUCAUUAAUAGUUGGACCAGCAGCAGAUGUCAACCUUAUUAACGGAGUGAUUGGAGCCGAUAGUAGUGGAAACGUGGAUUGUAGUACGCUUAAGGAUUUGCCUGUAAUCAAUAUUAAUAUUGGUGGUAAAUCAUUUGAGCUUACCCCUCACGAUUAUACUAUUCAAGAUGAAGAAGACGGCGAUGCGACAUGUAUAAGCGGCUUCCAGGAAUCUGAGUCACCGCUAUGGAUUUUGGGAGAUGUAUUUCUUGGUCCUUAUUAUACCGUGUUUGAUCUAGGAAAUAAUCAAGUGGGAUUUGCUCCAUCGAAAUAAAUGUCGAUUGUCUUGGAGUUAUACCGUUAGAUAUAAAUGACAAUCUCGCAAAUACAAAAAAAAUAUCUUUUAUAACGUUUGAUGCAUAAUAUUUAAUUAUAACUAUCCAUGCGGUGUGCUGUUGUAAACGAAUAUUUUUGUUACAUUCAAAAAUUAAUGAAAAAAGCAAAGGUAUAUGCGGUAUCUUCCAUCAAUAUAAUUUGAUAUAUCUAUUAUAUAUAUUGUCCAAAUAUUAUGAAAUCUAUUAAAAUAAAAUAAUCUUUUUAUGUGCAA
This is a messenger RNA of Cataglyphis hispanica, 2656 nucleotides long. RefSeq lists its product as uncharacterized. The coding region runs from base 74 to 2383 and encodes 769 amino acids. Lineage: Eukaryota; Metazoa; Arthropoda; Insecta; Hymenoptera; Formicidae. The record is from RefSeq and is a predicted model, not a curated record. Gene Ontology annotation, biological process: proteolysis. Gene Ontology annotation, molecular function: aspartic-type endopeptidase activity. The transcript is spliced from 16 exons.